AAUAAAUAAAAAAAUGUGUAAAUAAUGGACAUUUUUAAAGCAGAUACAUUUGGGGGUUUAUAGAGUUGUAUUUUCUUCAUAAGAAUCUGUUUUUGAAGGAUUUCACUAGUGAUGCACUUUGUGUCUGAUCUCAUGUUGAUCAAAAGCCAAAAACCACUGCACAUUGAAAUGAUGACUUGAUUUGGUUCAUGAGUGAAAGAACAUUUGUGAGGUUCACUUUAGUAAUUUAAAAAAAAAUUGAUUCUGAAGUAUAAUGAAGUACUGAAGUAUUGAUUUUGUGAUUGGUCACAUGAUCGGCUGUUAAUCUCACCUAAACAUACUUUGGGCUGAGGAAGCCACAAGAGGAAAACGUUAUUCACUCAUAAAUAAAAUCAAAUCAAGUUGUUUUUUGACUUUUGAUAUUGACAUUUUUGUUCUUGUGACCACUGAUAACCAGCACCUGAUUGUUUAUGUUGUCGGUGCAGAAAGAGUCUUCAUUUCAUAAGCUUAAGGUCUGUCUACUUAGACUUUUGUACGUUCAAGUGUGAAUACACACUAGGUUCUUGUUACAGUUUGUGUCUUUUACUUGUUCUCUCUUAGUGCCUGAAUAGUAUGAGAGUGACCCAAUUGUUGACAUGUUGCUGGGUGGACUUUUCCUCUUUACUUAUCACUGCUGUCCCUAAUUAUGUAAAAAAAAAAAAGAGCCGGAAAUCCUGGGAAUGCAGUGUGAUUCUCUGUUCUUUAUGCUCUUCUAGAAACAUGCCAUAAAGUUCCUCCAGGAAGUAAAAGUCAUAACCCUUGACCUUGAGUCCACAUUUCUUCGCCCACUCGUUACCAGUGUUGGUUGAGAGAGGUAGAGCACAGAGUAUUAUCUUGGGGGAACGUAUUGCCACCAGUUGUAGCAGUGAGCUCAUCAGUUUUUACUGAAGCAGCAGAGAAGAUGGCAGACCAUGAGAACAUCCAGAGGCAGAGACAGAAGAGGAGGAGCCCGCACACUCAUUACGUCAUGUGUUUGUCUUUGAAACACAUUUAUUGACCACUAGAGAAUCUUGCUCGGUUGUGUAAUUUGUGAGUGUGUUGAGGUGAACGCACAGGAGAAGCAGACCAGCAGUUGACAGAGGAGGAGGAUAUUUUCACCUACUGAACCACAAUGUCUCAACCAGGACAGGAAGAAGGUGAACACAUGCAGCGUCCUGAAGUGAGUGAAGAGGAUCUGACUGAAACAAAGGGCAAACUGGGCACUGGUGGGCCACCAAAGAGCAAGACCUUUGAAGUCAUGGAGGAGUGUGAGAAAACGGGUAAAGUUGCUCCGUCUGUGUUCAGUCGAGCUAAGUCUGGAGCAGAGACCGCGCUCAACACACGCUCAGGUCGUCCAGUCAGAAAGUAGCAGACCUCCCGACCAUGACUGGACAACACUUUAGGGGUUUGGUUGCAGUUGUUUUCCAGCUGAAUAUCCAUCCAUUUAAAAAAAGAAAUCAGCAUAAAAAGCCACCUUUAUAUUUUUUUUGUGGCGUUGUCCUGUUCAUCCAAGUUUUGCUUGUGUUUUUGCACUAAGUUUAAUUGUAGCACGUAGUUGCAUUUAUAGUAUUAUAGUGAACAGAUAUACAGGUUCCUAAUACAUUUCUAUUUACAUAAAUGGUAUCUCAAAUAGAUAAUUUGUUUAAUUUAGUCUCUGUUGUGGUUUCCUUUCACUGGCAUUUAUCUACUGUUUAAUGAUGCAAGUUAAUGACUUGAUUUCUUGAUUUAAGUCAUGAGGUCUUUUAUUUGAAUGAUCAUGACUCAUUCACUUGUUGAAAUACAUGUAAAUGCUCAUUAUAACUAAUGACCAUCUGACUUGAUUCCAUUAAGAGGUUAAUUUAGACAGAUUUUAGCCCACUCAGUCCUUUUUACCCAUUUAUUUGCCUGUUAAAGUUAGUGUGUAAGAAUUGGUGACAUCUAAUGGUGAAACGGCAGAAUGCAACAACGGGACUUCUCUGCUCAGCCCUUUCUUUGUUAUAGUGGCCUGAGCAGCUUCAAAGAGAGCUUUGAGUCAUCCAUUAGCUGAUGAGGUUCACAUAGAUCCAGAUGUUUAAAAGUGUUAUUCAGUCGUUGUCAUGUUAGAUAGCCAGCAGUUCUUUUUAUUUACGUUGGAAGCUUCUACUUCAAAGUAAUAAAACUGUAGAAACAUGGUAACAUGAGGUGGCAGCCUCAAUAAAGCAAGGCCUGUGAUUAUAUGCUUAAAACAAUUCUUAUUGGUAGUUUAGUCUAUUUCUGUCAGUAAACCCUCCCAAAUGUUACACACUGGACCUUUGAGGGCUAUUGCAAUUUAAAUGACUUGCUGUGAUGUCAACACCUACUUUGUGACUAAAAUGCAAUUUGUCCAACCAAAUUAUUUGAUUUCAACUGUAAAGGGCUAAUGCAAGCAGUUCAGUUUCUUACUUGCAAAAAUGAACGUCUGGUUCAACGACCCUUAUCCUUAGACAGUUUGAUUAAUUCAUUCAUCUUCUACUGCUUUAUCCUCCACAUGAGGGUCGCUGGUGCUAGUUCCAGCGACAACCAUUCACAGUCAACUUAGAGUGUUUAAUUUGCUUGAUCCCCAAAUCUGCAUGUUUGUUUGGACUGUGGGAGAAAACCCACGCACACACACGAGAACAUAAUUACAUGCAGAAAGACCCUUUUUCCAACUAGGUCACAAAACUGGGUCUUCUUGCUGCAAAGGAAAGAGUGCUAACCACUACACCACCACACCAUGUGGCUGACAGUCAGGUUGUUUUUCUUAAAAUUACUUAAUUUCAUUCAGUUCUAUUGGAUUAAGGGCCAGUAUAAACUGUAAAAUGCAGUGAUUAUAGGCAAUACUGCUGAGUGACUGAAUGGGUGUUUCUGAUUUAAAAAGUAUUAUGUUUGACAGAUUAUAGUUUGUUAAUUAUUUUACCUGCUGAAAUGGCAGUAAAGGGCCAAUGUGGUUAAAUGUGUUUUUUCUCUUGCCAAAAUUUGAUUAUAGCCUGCAUCCUGUAGCUUAAGUUUGUUUCUAAUAAAAAACUUUUGCUGUCAA
Solea solea (common sole) is the source of this 3010-nucleotide messenger RNA. RefSeq names its product musculoskeletal, embryonic nuclear protein 1a (gene mustn1a). The transcript has 3 exons. Gene Ontology annotation, cellular component: nucleus. Gene Ontology annotation, biological process: tissue regeneration; chondrocyte proliferation; chondrocyte differentiation. Lineage: Eukaryota; Metazoa; Chordata; Actinopteri; Pleuronectiformes; Soleidae. The record is from RefSeq and is a predicted model, not a curated record. Bases 1130 to 1366 code for a protein of 78 amino acids.